Protomyces lactucae-debilis is the source of this 1511-nucleotide messenger RNA. RefSeq lists its product as uncharacterized. Gene Ontology annotation, molecular function: protein binding; lipid binding. The record is from RefSeq and is a predicted model, not a curated record. Gene Ontology annotation, biological process: actin cortical patch localization; endocytosis; plasma membrane tubulation. Lineage: Eukaryota; Fungi; Ascomycota; Taphrinomycetes; Taphrinales; Protomycetaceae. Gene Ontology annotation, cellular component: actin cortical patch; medial cortex; Rvs161p-Rvs167p complex. The coding region runs from base 256 to 1443 and encodes 395 amino acids. The transcript has a single exon.
AGGUGGCUGUCAAGGCGUCAAAGGCUUAAACUGCCAUUUGCAUUCACUCUCCUGCAUGGACGAAGUCAGGCUGAUACACUGGAUACAUGACGCAUCUGCAUCCUGUGUCUCCCUGCCUCGUCUCCUCCUUCCCUGUUCUUAGCCGUAUCGCAUGUAGAACUUGACUCCUUCCAACGUCACUUUGAACCUACUUGACGCGACAACACACAUCAAGACGCUGCUACAAGUCACAGAGAAGCUACAGAGUCGCGGCCCAUGUCGGAACAACUGCCGCCGCCCAAGCCAAGUGCCUUCCAGCACACCAAGUCAGUCGGCAAGUCCAUUGGCAAAGCAGGCUCUUCCUUCCGUAGCGCCGUCAAUUCAAUCGACAACAUCUCCAUCUCUCGACACGGUCUAUCCACGAAGAAGGAACUCUCUGCAGGUAACGUCGGGUAUGAUCGAGCCAACUACGUCGCUGCACCGAGGCGCGACGCAAGUCACUUUGCACCGCCCCCAAAACGCGCCGUCGUCAUGACACCUUCCUCUUCGUCAGCAGCAGCAGCGCCCAAUCGUCCUGUCGCCUCUGCGAGACCUCCUGUUGCGUCGCCGCCACCUGCGCUCCAUGCUCGAGCAGGGCCGCCUUUACCGGCCGCAAAAUCAGGAAGUUUAGCAAGACCUGCACCAACACCACCUAUGCGUGCCACAGGCGGCGGUCGACCCGUUCCUCCUCCUCCACCUGCUCGGAAGCAAGCAACGGGAGAAGAGGGAUUACCUGCGUAUACGCCCGUUCCUGCAUCGAAUGGGAUGUUGGGCGACUUGUCAUCUCGCCUGAAUGGACUAUCCACAUCCACGCCUGCACCUCCUGCUGUUGCUACGCCUCCAGCGACAGGAUCAAGUCGUCUACCCAGUAAAGCAGAAGCGUCUAGUGCCUUCAAAUCAGCAGGCACGGUGUCCUCCCUCUACGGCAAAUACGGCAAUACAUCCACUACCACAGGAAGUUCAAAAGCAGCACCAACACCUUCUUGGCAAGAUGUCAAGGCUGGCGCCGCAGCAGCGAAUGAUUUACGUGGUUUUGCCGGGAAAUAUGCACCCAAAACAACCCCUGCACAACGAGAAAAGGCAAUUGGUUUUGGGAAUCGCGUUCUGGCGAGUCAGGGGCAAGCGACAAUGCCUGUUGGUGCGAUCCAUGCAUUAUCUGGUACGACAACCGCUACGAAUGUCGUUGUAGGAGGAGCACCUCCUUUACCGGCUGGAAAACCAGGAUUGCCGGCACGGACGCCUCACGUUCCAACAUGCACGGCCUUAUUCACAUUUGAUGGACAACAACCAGAUGAUUUGUCCUUUGUCAAGGGCGAUGUGAUUGAAAUACUGGACCGGACAGAUGAUCCAGAAGCGUGGUGGCGAGGACGUUGUCAAGGCCGUGUUGGUUUGUUCCCGGGCAACUACUGUCGCUUGAAUGUGUGAAACUUGAAACAAACAAAGCGAGCGGUUGAAUGCGAUGGAGAGACUGAUGAAUAGCGAGAUAGAGACAG